GGGCAUCUGCUGUGUCAAUACAGGACAAGGUUAUGUUUGGGACUGAAGAAUAAUUUAUAUUAUGAAGUUGGGUAGUGCCAAGUUAAAAGGGUGAGGGGUUGAAAUAUAGUGGUUGUAGGAGUAGCCUAGUUUGUAGAGUUUCCUUUUUGGCUUUGUAGAUUAGAAGUAGUUUAGCGUGUUCUUAGUACUACUGUUUAGUAGUCUACAUUACACUGACUACACUGUUUAAACCUUUUCAUGCAAAUAGCGAGGCAUGUUCUACCGAUAGACAGUGUCUCUCGCCGAAAGAAAGCCGUCAGCCAAUCAUUCUGGAGUCUACGUAUUUUUCCAAGCCAGAAACUCGGAGACACAAAAUGUUUGAAACCGGAGGGAUCCUGCUCGUCGUUCUUGACAUAAUCUGUCUAAUCCUCGCCGCCCUACCCUUUGCCAUCCUCACCCCUCAACACAACCCCUUCAAACGAGGCUUCUUCUGCAGCGACGAGUCCAUCAGAUAUCCUCUCAAGGAUGACACCAUCUCCUACCAGCUCCUGGGCGGCAUCAUGAUCCCGUUCACUCUCAUAGUGAUGGUCUGUGGAGAAUGCCUCGCCGUGUACCUGACCAGCCUGAAGACCAAAUCCAAAGCCCCGGGGGCCUCCUAUGUGUCCAGAAUCUACAAGGCCGUGGGCAGCUUCCUGUUUGGGGCUGCCACUAACCAAUCGCUGACAGACAUCGCCAAGUACUCCGUUGGUCGGUUGCGGCCUCACUUCCUUGCUGUGUGCAAGCCCCAGUGGAGCAGCAUCGACUGCAAGGCGGGGGGAUAUGUGGAGAACUUCACCUGCACUGGAGAUCCCACCAUGGUGGACGAGGCCAGAGUGUCCUUCUUCUCGGGUCAUUCCUCUUUCUCCAUGUACUGUAUGCUGUUUCUGGUGCUGUACCUCCAGGCCAGGCUGCAGGUGCGCUGGGCGAGGCUGCUGCGGCCCACGGGCCAGUUCUUCCUGCUGGCCGUGGCCGUGUAUGUGGGGCUGUCCCGGGUGUCGGACUACAAACACCACUGGAGCGACGUGCUCACUGGCCUUCUGCUAGGAGCCCUGGUGGCUAUAUUGACGGUCGUCUGUGUGUCUAACUUCUUCAAGCAGUCCGUCAAAGUGGUGGAGGUGGAGGAGGUAGAGGAGCAGUCACACACUAGUUUACAAGACAAUCCGUCCAAUGGAAACCACUACGGAAGUACCGACUAGAGCUCUGGUCACAUGGUCCUAGCAGACAGCCAAUAAGGAGGGCGGCCAUACUGUAUGUAAGUUAGCUACAACAAGUAGCCACACCCCAUAACUGUUAUACAACUACAAAGCUGGUUUCUAGAUGCCAGACAUCAUCCCACAGAGGCAAUGAUGCUCGUCCUUUAGCUCAGUGAGAGAUCGCUGUCUCAGGUCUCAUGCUGUGUCUGUGUGGGCUUGGCUGUCAAACUUGAAGCUAGUGGAGAAUGGCACCACAGAGGUUUAUUGUUCAAUAAAUGGACUUCCAGGUGCGUAGGACAUAAUGGCUUAUGUGUUUGUGCUGCUGGACUAUGGUAGACCCAACACCUGUGAAUGAAAGAUUCCCUCACAUGGAAGCCAGGUGACUUCAUGAACUCAUAAAUAAUGUAUGUACUGUUUAUUCUCAUGUGCUGUAUACAGUGUGUAUAUACUGUAUGUACUGUGUAUAUACUCUGAAUGCUGCCUUAGUCAAAAAUGCUGCUGCUACCUGCCCCAAAUCUUCCCUGCAGAAUCUGUGCGUGUGUGUGCGUGUGUUAGUGUGUGUGUGUGUGUGAGUGAAUAAUGCUGGCAGAGGUAAGGAACUAUUUUGUUACCGUUUGUAUAAAUAUGUUUGUAUUGUUGAUUGUCCUACUGUAAAUCCUGUUGAGUGAUUUUUGGGGGGCUUUUUAAAAAGACAAAACGCUACAUCGGAUGAUGAUGCCAAUACAAAUGAUUGAUUAUAUCAUUCCAUUUAGCGACACAGGUACUGUGGAAUGGGCGUACGCAGAUGCCCUUGGUGCAGCACCACUGUGUUGUACCUGCUGGCUGGCUGAACCACUUUAAACGUUUAAUAAAGCCUGAGCAUUUCCCUGUGAAAA
This is a messenger RNA of Osmerus eperlanus (European smelt), 2086 nucleotides long. Its product is annotated as phospholipid phosphatase 1-like. The record is from RefSeq and is a predicted model, not a curated record. Gene Ontology annotation, cellular component: plasma membrane. The transcript has 6 exons. NCBI's taxonomy places the organism in Eukaryota, Metazoa, Chordata, Actinopteri, Osmeriformes, Osmeridae. The coding region runs from base 354 to 1214 and encodes 286 amino acids. Gene Ontology annotation, biological process: phospholipid metabolic process; phospholipid dephosphorylation; signal transduction. Gene Ontology annotation, molecular function: phosphatidate phosphatase activity.